This is a messenger RNA of Amphiprion ocellaris (clown anemonefish), 10497 nucleotides long. RefSeq names its product WD repeat domain 26a (gene wdr26a). Lineage: Eukaryota; Metazoa; Chordata; Actinopteri; Pomacentridae. Gene Ontology annotation, cellular component: GID complex. Gene Ontology annotation, biological process: proteasome-mediated ubiquitin-dependent protein catabolic process. The transcript is spliced from 14 exons. The record is from RefSeq and is a predicted model, not a curated record. Gene Ontology annotation, molecular function: protein binding. Bases 359 to 2308 code for a protein of 649 amino acids.
CGUCACUGCGUAUGUCCAUAACAGGGCUGCAGCUGUCUGAGAGCAACAACAACAAGCUCUACCCAACAACUUCAACGCGGGUGUAACGCUACUGACAACGCUAAAGAACACUCAUAAUUACAAAAUGCAACUGUCGACAUAAUUCUGCCGUUCGGGUCUUAGUUCUCCGCGCUGAAAACCGGCUUAUCGUCGCGACCAGCGCCGCGGAACAAACGCGAAGACUCGGCCGCAGGGGGAGCAGGGCAGUUCGGGGCUGCAUCUGGGUCAGUGGGCCUAUCGGUGGCUGUACCGGUGGUUUUGUCAUCCCUGCACUCUCCCAUUGCGCCUGUCAUUCGUUUAUAUACAUCGUGUCAGCUGUAUGAACUGUGGUAACAUGCAGGCUAACGGGGAAGAGCAGGACCGUGAUUCAGAACUGUCAUGCCGAAACGGUGCACAGAAUGGAGAGUCGUCCUCCGUCGGCGCAGCUCACUCUAACGGACUUCUGUCAGUCACUAACAAUGGAAAUGCUGUCAGCAACAACAACGGUGUGCCAGCCCAGCCCGUUUCCAACAACAACAGCACGUCGGAUACCAACUCUGGCGUCAAAAAGAAGAAGCGUCUGUCUCAGUCUGAGGAGGAUGUCAUCAGGCUGAUAGGACAACAUUUAAACGAUUUAGGUCUCAAUCAGACAGUGGACCUUCUGAUGCAGGAAUCAGGCUGCAGACUGGAGCAUCCCUCUGCCACCAAGUUCCGCAAUCAUGUUAUCGAAGGAGAGUGGGACAAGGCUGAGAGUGACCUGAAUGAGCUGAAGGCAUUAAUGCAUUCUCCAAGUGCUAUAGUGCGGAUGAAAUUCCUGCUGUUGCAGCAGAAAUAUCUGGAGUAUCUGGAGGAUGGGAAGGUCUUGGAGGCUCUGCAGGUCCUCAGAGCUGAGCUCACUCCUCUCAAGUAUAACACAGAGCGUAUCCACAUCCUCAGCGGGUACCUGAUGUGCAGUCACGCAGACGACUUGCGAGCCAAAGCUGAGUGGGAAGGCAAAGGCACGGUAUCCCGGACAAAACUGCUGGACAAGCUCCAGACUUACCUGCCUCCAUCAGUGAUGCUGCCUCCUCGCCGCCUGCAAACUCUGCUGAAGCAGGCAGUGGAGCUGCAGAGGGAGCGCUGUCUCUACCACAACACCAAACUGGACAGUGGCUUAGACACUGUGUCUCUGCUCCUGGACCAUGCCUGCAGCCGGAAGCAGUUCCCUUGCUACACACAGCAGAUUCUUACUGAACACUGUAAUGAAGUCUGGUUCUGCAAAUUCUCCAAUAAUGGCACAAAGCUGGCGACUGGGUCCAAAGAUACCACAGUCAUUGUAUGGCAAGUUGACAUGGAAACCCAGCAGCUAAAGUUGAUGAAGACUCUGGAGGGUCAUGCUUAUGGAGUUUCUUACCUGGCAUGGAGCCCUGAUGAUACCUAUCUGAUAGCCUGUGGUCCUGAUGACUGCUCUGAGCUGUGGCUGUGGAAUAUACAGACAGGAGAACUGCGAACAAAGAUGAGUCAAUCUCAUGAGGAUAGCCUUACUAGUGUCGCUUGGAAUCCAGAUGGCAAACGUUUCGUCACUGGCGGCCAGAGAGGGCAAUUCUACCAGUGUGAUUUGGAUGGAAACCUGUUGGAUUCGUGGGAAGGAGUACGGGUGCAGUGCCUGUGGUGUCUGACUGACGGCCGGACCGUCCUCGCAUCAGACACCCACCAACGUAUCCGGGGAUACAAUUUUGAGGACCUGACAGACAGAAACAUAGUGCAGGAGGAUCAUCCCAUCAUGUCUUUCACUGUUUCUAAAAAUGGAAGAUUAGCUCUGCUCAAUGUUGCUACUCAGGGAGUGCACCUGUGGGACCUGCAGGACCGAGUGCUGGUAAGGAAGUACCAAGGGGUGACCCAGGGCUUCUACACCAUCCAUUCCUGCUUUGGGGGGCACAAUGAGGACUUCAUUGCUAGUGGCAGUGAAGACCACAAAGUUUACAUCUGGCACCGGCGCAGUGAGCUGCCCAUCGCAGAGCUGACUGGUCACACCCGGACAGUCAACUGUGUGAGCUGGAACCCUGUCUUGCCUGGACUGCUUGCCAGUGCCUCAGAUGACGGAACCGUCCGAAUCUGGGGGCCCGCUCCAUUCCUGGAUGUCCAGGAUGCAGAAGGUCUUAAUGGAGUGAGAAGCGAGAAUGGAGUUGAAAAGACCAUUGCUACCUACUCAGGGGAGUUCUCCGUGCGGAGCAAUGGAGCCAGCCGGCUAUUGUUUGAUCCCAACAGGAGCUUCUUGAUCUCGCUGAGCUCUCCAAAACUGCCGGGAUGACAUAAGAUAUUCCGGAGGAAUUACUACAGAAGAGACGUAGAGGGAAGCGAGCUGGAAUAAAAAGUAACAGGAAGCAGAGGGAGAGAGUUCAGAGAAAUGCUUAUAGACCGGCUCUUCCAUCUGUUAUCAUGGGAAAUAUUUGCUCCAUGGGAAACAAGAUAGAAGAGCUUGAGACACUCGUCAGGAGCCAGAGAGUCUACCAGGAAAGCAGCCUUAUGUUUAACACAGAAGCAUGGAUGAAAGACUGUAUUACCGAGAAUAACACCAGAAUCAGAGGCUUCCGGACUGUACGAGCGAACCAGGAUGCCACAGCGUGCGGUAAGAGGAGAGGUGGAGGACUUGCUCUGCUUGUGAUUGACAGAUGGUGUAACCCUGCACACGCUAUCAUCAAAGAAUGGAUCUGCAGCAGGACAUUGAACUGUUAGCAGUUAGUCUGAGACCAUACUGUCUGCCACGAGAGUUCACUGUGAUCAUCGCCAUUGUUGUUUACAUUCCUCCUACUGCACACGCUGAAACUGCUUGUGACAGUUAAUUCAACUAACGUGAGACUGCAAGCCAAACAUCCACACUCACUCAUUCUACUUUCCGGUGAUUUCAACGUCUCUAUCUCCAAUAUACUGCCCUCCUUCAAACAGUUUGUGGACUGCCUGACAAGAGUAGAUAAGAUUCUUGAUCUUUUGUAUGCUAAUGUUGGAAAUACAUACAAAGCUACUGCACCACUGCCGCCUCUUGGUGUAUCAGAUCACAAUCUGCUACACCAAUCUUCCUACAUUCCAGUUGCUAAGAGACUACCUGUCAUCACGAGGAUGGUGAAAUGCUGGUCCCUGGAAGCAGAGGAACCCCUGCAAGACUGCCUGGAGCUCACAAACUGGAAUGUUUUCUGUUAGUCAUAUGGGAAUGACAAGGACUCAGAUUGCAUCUCUGAACACAUCGUUUUCUGUGCAGAUGCUAGCAUCCUCAGCAUGGAGAUUCAGUGCUUCCCCAACAACAAACCUUGGGUCACCAACAGCCUGAAAGCCCUGCUAAACCAGAAGAAAAUGGCUUUCAGGGAGGGUGACAGAGACAAAGUAAAGGCACUGCAAAAAGUAGAGGAAGAUUGAGGAGGUCAAAGAAGCCUUCAGGGUGAAACUGAAACAUCAGCUGAGGCAAGAUAGUGUGAACCACGCAUGGUCCGCUAUGAGGAAGAUCACUAGUUUUGGGCGGAAGGGUGGACUGCUGCUGGACCGAAACCAGGACCUGGCUGAUGGCGUGAAUGCCUUCUUCAAUAGAUUCAACAUCACUGCCCUAUCUUCUCAGCUCCCUGUAGUACUCACUCUUCCAGCCUGCAGCUUGACCUACUCCUCCCACUCUCCUCCUCCAACCCAAACUUCUACCACUAUCCUAUCAAGGUUACCCCUUUCCCCUCCCCCACCAGCUCUGGUGCCUUCGGCUCAGUUCCACUUCCCCUCACUCCUCCCUCUCUGACUCAAUCGCACUUCCCUUCCCCCAGCUCGACUGCCAUCUCAUCCUUAACAAUCCAGCCUUUUCAGGUGAAAAGGGAACUGGACAGGGUGAAACCGUGCAAAGCAGCUGGUCCUGAUGGGAUCAGCCCCAGACUGCUGAAGACCUGCUCCACUCAGCUGUGUGACAUCCCCACAUUCCUGUUCAACCUCAGCCUGAAUCUGCAGAAGAUCCCCACACUGUGGAAAACAUCCUGCAUAGUCCCUGUCUCCAAGAGAAAACAUCCUACUGACUCCUGUGACUACAGACCUGUAGCCCUCACUUCUCAGACCAUGAAGACACUUGAGAGACUGGUCCUUUCUCAUUUACGACCCAGGGUGAGGACCUAUACAGACCCCCUACAGUUCGCAUAUCAGCCCAGCAUUGGUGUGCAAUGAUGCCCUCAUCUACAUGCUCCAGAGGGCCUGUGGAUAUCUGGACACUGUUGAUGCGACAGUGAGGAUCAGGUUUUCUGAUUUUUCAAGUGCCUUCAACACUAUCAAGCUGGCGCUACCUGGCGAGAAGAUGAGGAUGAUGCAGGUGGAGUCAGCACUGGUCUCCUGGGUCAUGGACUAUCUGACCUGCAGACCACAGUAUGUUCGUUUGCAGAACUGUGUGUCCAACAAAAUCCUCACCAGCACGGGUGCCCCACAAGGAACUGUCCUGUCCCCUUUCCUCUUCACAUUAUAUAUGUCUGACUUGAGGUAUUACUCAGACAGCUGCUUUCUUCAGAAAUUUUCUGAUGACUCCGCGGUUGUCGACUGUAUCAGAGGAGGACGUUAGGAGGAGUACAGAGACAUGAUCUUGGACUUUGUUGACUGUUGCAACAUCAACCACCUUCUACUAAACACCUCUAAACCAAGGAAAUGGUGAUUGACUUCAGGAGGAAGAAGUCCACACCAACACCAGUCACCAUUCUUGGCACGGAGGUGGAGAUUGUCUCCAACUAUAGGUACCUGGGAGUGCAGCUGGACAACAAGCUGGACUGGUCCAGCCACAUGGAGGCAGUAUAUAAGGACCAAAACAGACUAUAUUUCCUGCAAAGGUUAAGGUCUUUUAUCAUCAGCAGGCCUCUUUUAUGUACAUUUUACCAGAGUAUGGCGGCCAGUGCUUUAUUCUUUGGGGUUGUAUGUUGGGGGCAGGGACUUGUUCCAGGCGGAGGGGGCCCGCUCCGGGGACAGAAACCGGCUGAAUUAAGCUUGUUUUAUGCUUGCCGCGUCCGCGAGAUCCGUGCGGAAAAAUUACGUCAUUUUCACACCCACGCCCCCUCGAGCAGCCUUUCCAUGCGGAAAAUUUCCGCUCCGCGCACCUCCACAUUUUUCUAACCAACGCGGAUGGAGCCGCGCAGAAAAACAUGGCGGAGGGCCAGAACCUACUUGUAGCUGAAGUCUAGAAAUACGUGCACUUAAACGAUUCAUCACACAGAGAUCACCGUGGUAACCGGGUUAUGAGCUAUUCAUGGUGUGAAAUUAAAACUAACUGCUGAAAUGCUUUUAUUCGGUAAAAUGCCGUGUUGUAAGUGGUGUAAACAAUGGUAAACUUCUUCUCUAGUUUAGUACCAGAGUAGACCAGGUAGACGUGUGUUUGAGAUACACUGCCCCCUGCAGUUUGGAAGCAGACUUCUUCUUCUCUAGUUUAGUACCAGAGUAGACCAGGUAGACAUGUGUUUGCGAUACACUGCCCCCUGCAGUUUGGAAGCAGACGCCGCACGAAGUAUAAAUGCACACACAUUCUCUCGAGCGGAUUUCCGUGUGGCUGAUUUCCGCGCGUCUCGUUCAUGUGGAAAGUAUAUUCCAGCCUUAAGCUGAUUAAGAAGGUGAGAUGCACAACUUUUUGUUGAGAUGGGAUCAGUGCAAGUGGCUGGGGUGAGAAUGCUCAGGAACUGAACUCUAUUAUGGGGCAAUGCUUCUCACCUACUACACAAUCUGGAGGGGUUUAGGCGGAGCACCUUCAGCCACAGACUCAUCCCCCCUCAGAGCAGGUCUGAGCGCAACAGGAAGUCCUUCCUACCAACUGCAAUCAGGCUUUUCAAUUCACAGUAAUUAACAUUAAUAUUUAUAUAUGAUUUAUAUACUGUUUAAUUUCCAUUUUCCAUUUUUAAACUUGUUAAAUGUGAUUGCAUUGAGAGAAAAAAAUCCCACAAUUAUUUUAGCUAUGACGUUAAUGCAAGACCAGCAAGACCGAUUACAGAUGGAGUGAUUCUUACCAACAUCUAAGCUAGUUGUUUAUUUUAUUUUAUCUAGCCUCUUUCUAUCAUGGAGGUAGACUAAAUCUUAGAAUUACUCUCAGUAAAACACCACAGUUGUACAAACUACUGGCUCCAAAAUUGCUAUAAAGUUAAGGCAGCACUUACAGUAAAUGAGAAGUCAAACCCUGAUGACAGGAAGAGUUAUAGCAGGAAUGCUGGAUUACUGCCUUUUCAAGUGGAAAGGCAGUGUACAUACCAAUGUAAAAGCCAAGCAUUGUUGCUGUGCUCAUGCCAAGAAAGUGGUUAAAAGUUAAUGGUUUUGACUCUAAGUGACACAGGUGAUUUUAGUUUCAGUCACUGACAGCAAAGAAAUCUUUUACCAUUUGUGCUAUUGGUGUGUUGGUUUAUUGUAGUGACCUGACUUACUAAAAAAAGAUGAUUAUAUCCAAGCAUAGCAUCUGUCAGGAUGACAACCUGUGUGUCUUUCCUUUCCCAUCAGAAUGUUGCAGCAUGGAUAGCUGAUGAUCAGCUAUUGCUGUCAACCUGGCAGGCAUUAAGACUCUGUAGACACUUGAAUGGAUGAAGCGGGGGGAGGUUUUGGUGAUAUGGACAACUGCUUCCUGGAGGUGUGGCCAGCAGUCAGGAUGUCCCAACGUAGUGAUAUCAAACUCACUCAGAAAGAGAACAGCUGGACUAGUGAAGUUGGGCUCCAGGAUGUCAAGUAUCUGACUCAACUCCUCCUCCUGUCUGGACCUGUUCCCUCAGCACCAUGCAGGACCACCCACAUCCUGUUAUUUAUUAUCAGCUAGGUUAUUUAUCAUGAGUAGAUCACUGACUAGUGCUAGGCUGUGACGUAGCAGAACCUGUUGGAGGAUGUGCGUUAUCUUCAGUUCCCUGACUGAGCUGCUCACAUAAGGAGACUUCAGCUUUUUUUCCCUUAUUCACCUCCUGAACUUUUUACGAGAGUCUACUUGUAGGAACAUUUGAUGGAUGUAACACCCACUUAAGGAGAAACUUCUAACUGGAAAAAUCUAUGUUAUCUUGUGUUUUCAUUUAAGGAAGAAGACAUUAAUGUUUUUUCUCCCUUUACCUUUCCUGCUUAUAUCCAGAGAAAGAGUAGUAUUUGAUGAGCAUGUUGUGUAGGAUUGCACGGGACAGCAUUUUGAUUGCUUACCCAUGUUUUACACUUGCAGUAUGUCCUGCUAAAACUGUUCAAAUGUAUUAAGUGGUUUGUUUGCCUUCUGAAAGCAUACAACAACCAGUGUAUGCAAACCUUUAGAAUUCAAGGGAUUAUCUGUGGACCUGUACCUUUCACAUAUGAAUUACCAAGUGUAGCUUUCCUUGUACAUCAAUUUCCCUUUCUUUGCUAUUUAUUUUGGUUCUUAUUGCAGGUUAUUGCCGUCUCUCCCUGUAUACAAACAGCAAGCUUUACAAUAUGUUUUUGGUUUGGUUUAGUUGUUACAUGUGAAGUUUUAUUCAUCAUUAUAUUUGUUUUUUUAUUUACUACAAGUGGAGCUGUAACAUUUAAAGAUACUCCCAUGUUUCUUACUGUAUCAAGUAGAGCCCCCAGAAUACUCUUUUUUUCUAAAGUUAAAAUAUAUGUUUCAUAUAACAAAAAAAUCCCAUGAAUUUGACAUCCUUUGUUCUGUGGCUCUCAGAAGAUGAUAAUCUUUGAAGACAUGUUAAUCAAGGCUAUGUGAUUUCCGAACAUACCUGGCCACUGUAGUUUUGAACAAACAUUAGUUGGAGUUGGAGACUUUUUUCAGUGACGGAUGAAUCGACAUCCGGUGCCCUUGUGAGUAUUUAGGGCAGCAGGAUAGUGUACACGGGACUGACAAAAAAAUACUACAGUGAGAGUUCAUGGCCUAUCAUAUUUUUCAAGUUUUUUGGAUAAAAGUGAACCUCUGGAUUAGGGGAAUCUGAUAUAGCCACUUUUGUUGCACUUGUUAGGAUGCAUUCAUUUUAUUGAUGAGUAAAUGUUAAAACAAAUUAAAAAACAAAAACAGCAAAUUACAAGCCUGAUCCUUUAUGUUCAACACAUCAACAGUGACCUGAAGGGACACAGUAACAAAGUGAUGGUAGUGUCUUCAACAGUCAGGGUGUGACACAUCUGUACACAAGUGUAACAUAAAGUAAUUAUGAAACACAAAAGUGUUUUCAGAGAGUCGCAAGAACAAUCUUGCCGGACGCAUUGUUCUAUGUAAUAUGUGCUGUAUAUUUGUAUGUUAUGGCAUGUAUUAUGAGGCUGUGUACAAAUGGCAAAUAUGAUGAUAAUGUAUGUUUUUACGGGUUCCCAUGCUUGUUCCAUUUACUUUCAAAUUUUAAAAGGUUUCAGCUGCUUUUUAAGAGCAUCACACCAAAUUUUCUUAACAUGAAGUAGAAAAUGUACAUUUACAACUGCUAACACUGAAAAUUAGUUUUAAGAUUCAAAAACCUGCAAAAUUGCAUUUCAGCAUGUAUUGAUUUUGUGCAAACUGCUUUUAUAUAUUCUGUUUACGAGUUUAUUAGAAUGAGAAUUCUUUUCAUCAAACAUUUCUACUCAUUAACAAAAACUGCAGGACUGUGGGAACCCUGUUUAUCUGGUCAGACACCACUGCAGCCAUCACAAGCUUCAACUUCUCCAUCACACAUCACAUACGUGGGUGCACAACAAUAGAUGUUUCUCACAGAGUUAAGUCAGUCACAGCUGUGGUGUUCUAGUUUCUUUUUCUGUGGCCCCUUUGAGUUAGUCAGCUCCAGAAAUAUUUGGACAUUAACACAAUUUUCAGCUUUUCGGUUUUGUACACCACCACAAUGGAUUUGAAACUGAUCCAAAAAAUCAAGAUGUGUUUUAAAUGCAGAGCUUUAAUUGAGGGUUUUUACAUCCAAAUCAGGUGAACAUUGUAGGAAUUACAACACAUUUUAUUUGUGCCCUCCACCUUUUUAAGGGACCAAAAGUAAUUGGACAAACUAACAUAAUCAUAAAUCAAAUUGUCACUUUUAAUAUUUGGUUGUAAAUCCUUUGCAGUUAAUGACAGCCUGAAGUCCAGAACCCACAGACAUCACCAGACACUGGGUUUGGUCCCUGGUGAUGCUCUACCAGGCCUCUACUGCUGCUGUCUUCACUUCCUGCUUGUUCUUGGGGCAUUUUCCCUCCAGUUCUGUCUUCAGCAAGUGAAAUACAGCUGAGUUCGAUUCAGGUCAGGUGACUGACUUGGUCAUUGCAGAACAUUCCACUUCUUUGCCUUAAAACACUUCAGAAUUCACCCUGCUGCUUUUGUCAGCAGACACAUCUUAAUAAAUAUAAGAGAACCAGUUCCAUUGGCAGCCAUACAUGCUUACUCCAUUAUACUACCACCACCAUGCUUCACUGAUGAGGUGGUAUGCUUUGGAUCUUGAGCAGUUCCUUCUCUUCUCCAAACUCUUCCCAUCAUUCUGCUCCAAGUUGAUCUUUGUAUCUGCUCUCAGAUGUACGUCGCUUUAGAUGAAAGCGUCUGCUAAAUGAAAUUGUAGAAUUGUAGAAGUUGAUCUUUGUCUCAUCUGUGCGUAGGAUGUUGUUCCAGAACUGCACAUGUUCUUUUAGAUGUUUCUUUGGCAAUCUGGUCUUCCCAUUUUUGAGGCUCACCAAUAGUUUACAGCUUGUGGUGAACCCUGUGUAUUCACUCUGGUGAAAUCUUAAUAGUUGACUGCAGAGUGUUUUUGAUUUGGCCAACCUUUGUGAAAAGGGUUUGCCUUGACCAGGGAAAGGUUUCUUCUGUCGUCCACCACACUUGUUUUCCAGGGUCUUCCAGGUCUGUUGACAUUGCUGAGCUCACCAGUACAUUCUUUCUUUUUAAGAAUGUAUCAAACAGCUGAUUUGGCUACACUGAAUGAUUUUGCCAUCUCUCUGAUGGGUUUGUUUAGAUUUUUCAGCCUAAUGAUGGCUCGCUUCACUGAUAGUGAUGCUCUUUGGACUUCAUAUUGAGAGUUGACUUCACCAGAUUCCAAACACAAAUACCACACUUGAAGUGAACUCUAGACCUUUGAUCUGCUCCUUGUAAAUGAAAUAAUGAGGGAAUAACACACACCUGGCCAUGGAACAGCUGAGCAGCCAACUGUCCAACUACCUUUGGUCCCUUCAAAAAGGAGGAGGGCGCAUAUAAAAUGUGUUGUAAUUCCUACACUGUUCAGGUGAUUUGGAUCUAAAUACCCUUAAAUUAAAGCUGAAAAUCUGCACUUGAGGCACAUCUUGAUUGUUUCACUUCAAAUCCAUUGUGGUGGUGCACAGAGUUGAAAUGCUGAAAAUUGUGUCAAUGUCCAAGUAUUUAUGGACCUGACUGUAGUUUAGUUUGUUUAUACUAAGUAUUUCAGGCUUUCUUCAUUUCUCUUUCAGCUAAAAGAAGCCAAAGUAGGAACUAUGUUUGCUUGCAGGCAGUUUCUGCCAGAGACCAUUUCACAUUUUAAAUGUGUUAUUACAGAAAGUGAUUGUACUGUUCAGUAUAGUUCUGUAGGAGAUUUGUUAUGUGUGCAUAUUUUAAAUAAAGCAAUCAGGGUUUUAAAUGGA